AUGUCCUCUAGUAUUAAGGAUGUUCCAUAUGUUGGCUACACUUGUAUCGGACCAUACAUCGUUCUAUGGUCCCGUGUAGCCUUUGGCUCUACAGCAGCGCCUAAUCAACUUGACGCUUCUAUGGAAGAUGUGAUUAAUGAGAUCAAGGCAUUGUCCAAGCUGGCUUCUACAGUUGAAGCUCCGGUUACUCGUCUAUGUGAUAUUGAGCCUCAUUUGGUUGAGCGUUGUCUACUGAGAUCUAGCACUGAGGCCUUCUCCUAUCUACAGGGUUGUCCACCGGUCCCCAAGGAGAUCACACUGAUCAAGUUUGUCGAUGAUGUCUAUACCGGUGGAUCUAACAAGUCUAGAGUUACAUCAAGCUAUGACUUCAUUACCUAUAUCUCUAAUGGUCACGACUUCGUCAUUGAACCUAAGAAACGUUUUAACAGUUGGGAGCCUGUGAUGGUCAACGAUGUCGAAGAACGACGCCAUCUACUUGUGGUGGUCAACUUCAAGGGAAUCCUAUGA
This is a messenger RNA of Perkinsus marinus ATCC 50983, 507 nucleotides long. RefSeq lists its product as hypothetical. NCBI's taxonomy places the organism in Eukaryota, Perkinsozoa, Perkinsida, Perkinsidae. The record is from RefSeq and is a predicted model, not a curated record. The transcript has 2 exons. Bases 1 to 507 code for a protein of 168 amino acids.